Molecule: messenger RNA, 1212 nt
Organism: Spizellomyces punctatus DAOM BR117
Lineage: Eukaryota; Fungi; Chytridiomycota; Chytridiomycetes; Spizellomycetales; Spizellomycetaceae
Product: MATE efflux family protein
Exons: 4
Coding region: 1-1212 (403 amino acids)
Biological process (GO): xenobiotic detoxification by transmembrane export across the plasma membrane
Cellular component (GO): membrane
Molecular function (GO): xenobiotic transmembrane transporter activity; ATP binding; antiporter activity
Source: RefSeq, a predicted model, not a curated record
AUGUUCGUCAUGGUCACUGGGUGGGUGAUGGCACUUGGAUCCACACCCGCAUUAGACACGCUCUGUUCUCAGUCAUGGACGGGUGCCGAAGAUCGACAUGAAGUUGGCAUUCACCUACAAAGAGCACUCAUGAUCCUCUCAUUGAUGUACAUCCCGAUUGCCCUCCUUUGGUUCUUUGCCGAGCCGGUUUUACUGGCUUUGGGACAGGAACCAGAAUUAAGCAGAAUGAGCGCUUUGUUUAUGAGGUGGUUGAUUCUGGGUGCCCCUGGGUAUAUUUACUUUGAAGCCAUCAAAAAAUACUUGCAAGCUCAAGGCAUCAUGCAUGCUUCUACAUUGGUAUUAAUGAUCGCUUCUCCUCUCAACCUACUCUACCUCUACCUCCUCGUACCCAAACUCGGCUUCAUUGGCGGCGCAAUUGCAAUCUGCAUCACAUACUGGUCAAUGCUCAUUCUCCUUAUCGGGUACGCAGUGCUCAUUAACGGAUCAGAGGGCUGGGGCGGUUGGUCUCGUAAAUCCUUGCAGCAGUGGGGAACAUUUUUGAAGCUCGCUAUUGCUGGGAUACUGAUGGUUGGCAGCGAAUGGAUUGCUUUUGAAAUUGUGGCUAUUCUGGCGGGGUGGUUGGGAACCGUUCCGCUUGCGGCACAGAGUGUGGUUAUGACUGCGGAUCAGAUCUUGAAUACGAUUCCUUUUGGUAUAUCAAUCGCAACUAGCAACCGCGUUGGUAACCUUUUAGGCCUUGGCUGCGCUCGCCGAGCACGCAUGUCCUCUUAUGCGUCGGCCUUCCUUGCUGCUACAAUGGGUACCAUCAUGCUCAUAACUUUGAUGCUCUCCCGCACAACUCUCCCCCUUCUCUUCUCAUCGUCUCCGGAAGUAGUGGACCUGGUUGCACGGGUUCUUCCGUACGUGGCUCUCUUCCAAAUCGCCGACGGUCUAGCCAAUGCGUGUGGAGGGGCGCUGCGUGGAAUGGGACGACAGAAGAUUGGGGCAUGGUGUAACUUGAUCGGAUAUUAUGUUUUGGCAUUACCAAUGGGUGUCGCCUUGGCAUUUAAAGGUCGUAUGGGUUUGAUUGGGCUUUGGGUUGGACAGUGCGCUGCAUUGUGCAUUGUAGGGGUAUUGGAAUUGGGAGUCAUUUCCUUGGGAACGAAUUGGCGAAAGGAAGUUGAGUUGUGUAAGAAACGAGUAGCGAUGGGGGAGAUAUGCGGUGGACAUUAG